CCACACUCCCCCCUGGUAGGGGCCAUACAACUGAAAACAUUCAUGACAACUUCAGUGCAGCACGUCCCCUUACAUAAGUCAGUCGGUCGCAUACACUCGACUGUCCAAUUUACCCUCCAGUACGAGUGAAUUUUUGUUUUUGUUUCGCACUUAGUAAAUUGAUGUGCCAUAAUAGUUUGUCGAAAAACUUCUAGUGCUGUGAUAUUAGCCUUUUUUGUUUUUAUGGGAUUAUGACGAAUGGAGAUUUUCGAAAAUUGCACGUGAAAGAUAUUGAAAUGGCUCUUCCAACUGCAGAAGACAUGGGAUUCUGUUCGAGCGAAGAUUAUUUGGAAAACGACAUCCACUCGCCAACUGAUAGCUCCGAUGAUAGCGUGGAAGUCAAAGUUUCCGCCAUCUCCUUGAACAACAAGAGAAAAUUGCCAGAGUCCAGAAAAUCAUCCGGAACUUUCGCGGGGCCCUUGAAGAAGAGAAUGUGCCUGAAAGUCAAAGCCGAAAUUAGCGAUAAUCAUCCCUUCAGACCUUGGAGUCCCUCUCCCAACGAAGGUGGAGAAGAGAUUAGAAUAAAGAACGAAGCUUCCUUCUCAGUGCCAUCACCAAACAGUGUUUACCAAUCCAGAACACAGCCCAAACUGGAACCUCAGUUUGCCCCCUAUUUCCGACCCCCUUCUCCUAUCCCGUUUUAUCAACAGACCGAGCCGGUUUCUCUAGUGAAAAAACGUGAAAAUGUCGAUACCAUCAAAGCAGAAGAAAGUGAUACUAGUUCUCAAGACUUGCGUGUACCUAUCCACCCCCAGAUCCAAAGCCUUUCCACAGUGGAAACUGAAAGAAUGAUUCUGGAAUCCAACGAGGUGUUUCCUUCGUUGCAAGCUCCAUCUACAAGCGGCAGCAGUAAGCAGUCCCUCGAGAGCCAAAGGAGAGAGCAGAGGAAUUACAAGAACAUGACUAGGGAGAGGAGGAUAGAGGCCAAUGCGAGAGAGAGGACGAGGGUGCAUACAAUAAGUGCGGCUUUUGACACUCUCAGAAGGUCUAUUCCCUCGUAUUCCCACAAUCAGAAACUGUCCAAGUUGUCCGUUUUGAGGAUAGCUUGUUCUUACAUAAUGACGUUGUCUUCCAUUGUUGAUGAACCAAGCGGGAAUGAGCCUUCUACUUCGGAGUGUGUAGAUAUGGUCUCGAAGACCAUUCAGCGAGAGGGAAAAUUGAGAAAAAAGAAAGAUGAUAAUGACUGAAAGUGCCAAAUUUUUUUUAUUACCUAUCGAGUUCCUAGGUUUUGAAUCUAUUCCAGUUUUUUUAAGCUGCCAAAUCCUGUUUGUACUUAUGUGUAUAAAGAUUUUGACAAAGAAUAUUUAUUUGAUUAUUUAAUAAAGAAUGUCUUUUAUU
Leptinotarsa decemlineata (Colorado potato beetle) is the source of this 1377-nucleotide messenger RNA. RefSeq names its product atonal bHLH transcription factor 8-like protein net (gene net). Gene Ontology annotation, biological process: positive regulation of transcription by RNA polymerase II; anatomical structure morphogenesis. Gene Ontology annotation, cellular component: nucleus. The record is from RefSeq and is a predicted model, not a curated record. Lineage: Eukaryota; Metazoa; Arthropoda; Insecta; Coleoptera; Chrysomelidae. Gene Ontology annotation, molecular function: E-box binding; protein dimerization activity; DNA-binding transcription factor activity.